Messenger RNA from Nycticebus coucang (slow loris), 376 nucleotides. RefSeq names its product small transmembrane regulator of ion transport 1 (gene STRIT1). The record is from RefSeq and is a predicted model, not a curated record. NCBI's taxonomy places the organism in Eukaryota, Metazoa, Chordata, Mammalia, Primates, Lorisidae. Gene Ontology annotation, biological process: regulation of slow-twitch skeletal muscle fiber contraction; regulation of ATPase-coupled calcium transmembrane transporter activity. The transcript has 3 exons. The coding region runs from base 132 to 239 and encodes 35 amino acids.
UUGGCAGUCAGGAGAGGGGCAGCUGCCACACUCUUUAGAUAACUCUCUCUAUUUAAAGUUCAAAGAGACGCUGGAUAACAAUAAGGAAGAGGUAAGCGUGGCCCUGACCAAGCCAACUUCAAACAGGAAUAAUGGCUGAAAAAGCGGUGUCUACAUAUUCACACCUUCUGGUGCCUGUUCUUCUCCUGAUCGGCUGGAUUGUGGGCUGUGUCAUUAUGGUUUACGUUGUCUUCUCUUAAAAAGGCAAGAAGACAUCAGAUUGACAUCAUUUAGAAGAAUUCAGAAAGACAUGAACAUGACUGAUUAUUAAACAUGUCUCUUGUUAAAUAACUGCAAUGUUUGACAUCACUUUAUAAACUUGGACCAUAAGUUAGCA